This is a messenger RNA of Dicentrarchus labrax (European seabass), 5644 nucleotides long. Its product is annotated as adenylate cyclase type 1-like. Gene Ontology annotation, biological process: intracellular signal transduction; cAMP biosynthetic process; adenylate cyclase-activating G protein-coupled receptor signaling pathway. Bases 602 to 4105 code for a protein of 1167 amino acids. Gene Ontology annotation, molecular function: adenylate cyclase activity. NCBI's taxonomy places the organism in Eukaryota, Metazoa, Chordata, Actinopteri, Moronidae. The transcript has 20 exons. Gene Ontology annotation, cellular component: plasma membrane. The record is from RefSeq and is a predicted model, not a curated record.
AAUUAAAUUGCGCAGGCUUUAAUGAUGGAAACAUGUCAUGUGUAGGUGGAACAGAAAAGGACAUUGUGGAUGAUGUAGGCACUGCUCUGUGAGACUGCUGAAGGGAGCUCUGCAGUCGCACCAGUCAAAUCGUCUUGACUGUGCGUUGAGUAGCUGAGACCUGUCUUAUCUUCACCUCAUAAUGCGCAGGCGUGAUCCUAUCUGAGCCCCGCAAAAAAAAAGAAGCUUUUCCCGUCUGAACUAGACGUCGUGCGCGCUGCUCUUCAUGUGGUGCUCAAACGAAAACAUCUGAGAGGUAUAUUUUGAAGAUCGUGCGCGAAUACAGCCGGAGCAUGAAGGUUUCUGUGGUAGCUGAUCUGUCCGACCAACACAAUUCAACCUGUGGAUAGUGUGGAGUGCGUCUUGUGGCCACCGGCCAGUCUAGCCUAUCUGGGACGCUCUGCCUGCUUGUGCGCGUCUCUGUCUCUCUCUCUCUCUCUCUCUCUCUCUCUCUCUCUCUCUCUCUCUCUCUCUCUUUAUUUGUUAAACCGUUGGCUCCGGUCCGUGUCGGCGUGGGAUCCGGUGUUCCGUUUGACCUAAGCUGUGAGCAGGUAUUCAGUUUAUGAAUGGCACUGACAUGGAGGAAAUACCGUUUCAGAAAGUCAAAACCAGGCGGAAGAGAAGUCACUGUCCACCGGGCGUCCCCCUGACCACCAUCGCGUGCGAGGACGAGUUUGACUGCAAGGAGCUCGAGUCCCUGUUCCAGAACUACAACCUGAAGCUGGAGCAGACGUCCACUCUCAAAGCCCUGGCCGUGCUCAUCUUCAUGUCCUCGACGCUGGCCGUGGUGGAGUUGCUGUCCGGCCCCAGCCUCACCAUCUCUAAGGGGUCCCAUCCGGUCCACUGUGUCAUCUUCGUCUCCUUGUUCAUCGUAACUAAUGUCAAGUACCUGCAAGUGACUCAGCUCCAACAGAUUGUCAACCUGACGCUGCUCUUUGGCUUCACUUUCUCUUUCCUGUGCUGUCCCUUCUCGCUGGGCGCGAUGGGGAUGGAGCCCCCGACGUCCCCGGAGCAAGGCAUGUGGCAGCUCAUCCUGGUCACCUUCGUCGCCUAUGCGCUCCUGCCGGUGCGGACACUCUUGGCCGUUGUUCUGGGAAUAAUGGUCUCCAUCUCGCAUCUGAUUGUGACUGCCACUUCUGUCACAGUGAAAACGCAGAAACUGUGGAGAACGUUGGUUGCCAACACAGUGCUGUUCACCAGUGUCAACCUGUCAGGGCUGUUUGUGCGCAUCCUGACAGAACGAGCCCAGAGGAAGGCCUUCCUGCAGGCUCGCAACUGCAUUGAAGAGAGGCUCCGCAUGGAGGAUGAGAACGAGAAACAGGAGCGCCUGCUAAUGAGUCUGUUGCCCAGGAACGUAGCUAUGGAGAUGAAAGAGGAUUUCCUGAAGCCCCCUGAAAGGAUCUUUCACAAAAUCUACAUCCAGCGCCAUGACAAUGUCAGCAUCCUGUUUGCAGAUAUAGUCGGUUUUACCAGCCUGGCCUCCCAGUGCACAGCCCAGGAACUGGUUAAACUGCUAAAUGAGCUGUUUGGAAAGUUUGAUGAGCUUGCCACGGAGAACCACUGUCGCAGGAUUAAGAUCCUGGGGGAUUGUUACUACUGUGUGUCUGGACUGACCCAACCCAAGACUGACCAUGCCCACUGCUGUGUAGAAAUGGGUCUGGACAUGAUUGAUACCAUAACGUCAGUAGCGGAGGCCACAGAGGUCAACCUAAACAUGCGCGUAGGCUUGCAUACAGGUCGGGUGCUGUGUGGAGUGCUGGGCCUCAGGAAAUGGCAAUAUGAUGUGUGGUCCAAUGAUGUGACCCUAGCCAAUGUGAUGGAGGCUGGAGGACUACCUGGUAAAGUCCACAUCACCAGAUCUACGCUGGAGUGCCUAAAUGGAGAUUAUGAGGUGGAGCCUGGAAACGGACACGAAAGGAACGCCUUCCUCCAAAAACAUGAAAUUGAAACCUUCUUUAUUGUGCCAUCUCACCGACGGAAGAUAUUCCCAGGAUUGAUUCUUUCGGAUAUAAAGCCCGCCAAAAAGAUGAAGUUCAAAACUGUGUGCUACUUACUAGUGCAGCUUAUGCACUGCAGGAAGAUGUUCAAGGCUGAGAUUCCGUUCUCCAAUGUCAUGAACUGCGAGGACGGUGAUAAGCGGAGGGCCAUGCGGACGGCUCCACAGAAGCUGAGGAAUCGUUCCAACACAAACCAGGCUAAUCUGAUCCAGAGCAGCCCCAGAACCCGGGUCAACCGCUACAUCGGUCGCCUGAUCGAGGCCCGCCAGACUGAGUCAGACACGGCGGACCUCAACUUCCUCACACUCAUGUAUAAGUGCUCUGAGCGCGAGCAGAGGUACCACCAGCUUCCUGAUGAGUACUUCACCAGCGCAGUGGUCCUCUCUCUGAUCCUAGCUGCCUUGUUUGGCCUUGUCUAUCUUCUCAUCAUACCACAGGGCACAGUGGUACUAGUCCUUCUCGUCUUCUGCAUCUGUUUCCUAGUAGCUUGUAUCAUGUACCUGCAUAUCACUAGAGUACAGUGUUUUCCAGGGUGCCUGACCAUUCAGAUUCGCACUGCUCUCUGUAUUCUCAUAGUGCUCUUAAUCUACGCUGUGGCCCAGGCCUGCGUGGUGGGCUGUAUGCCCUGGUUGUGGAGUAGUGCCAACACCAACAGCUCCAUCGUCAUCAUUGAUGUGGACAGCGGCGCCAACCACACCAUGGCUGAGCUGCCUUGUGAUGGCGCCCGUUACGCCUUUCUGUCCUGUGUGGUGGGCACCCUCACCCUGGCACUUUUCCUGCGGGUCUCCUGGCUGCCAAAGAUGGCGCUAAUGCUCCUUCUGGGGGUGUUGUAUGUGACUGUGUUGGAGCUCAGCGGCUUUCGCAAGACUGCAGGUGGGGGGUCCUUCCACAUCCGGGGCUAUGAGCCCAUCCUGUCUCUGUUGCUCUUUGUCAGUGCCCUGGCCCUCCACUCCCGGCAACUUGACCUCAAACUACGCUUGGACUUCCUAUGGGCUGUGCAGGCGGAAGAGGAGAGGGAUGGCAUGGAGAAAGUCAAGCUGGACAACAGGAGGAUUCUCUUCAAUCUUCUACCUGCACACGUGGCUCAACACUUCCUAAUGUCGAACCCCAGGAAUAUGGUGAGCCUCGCUAAUAGACAGGCAGACAGACAGACAGACAAACAGGAUCUAUACUAUCAGUCCUACGCACAAGUUGGUGUCCUGUUUGCCUCAAUCCCAAACUUCAAUGAUUUCUACAUCGAGCUGGAUGGCAACAACAUGGGAGUGGAAUGCCUGAGACUGCUGAAUGAGAUCAUCGCCGACUUUGACGAGCUCAUGGAUAAGGAGUGCUACAAAGACAUAGAGAAAAUCAAAACCAUUGGCAGUACAUACAUGGCAGCUGUGGGCCUCGUCCCCACCAUUGGUACCAAGGCCAAAAAAUCUGUUUACGACCAUCUGAGCACAAUAGCAGACUAUGCCAUUGAGAUGUUUGACGUUUUGGAUGAAAUCAACUAUCAGUCAUACAAUGAGUUUGUCUUGAGAGUGGGUAUCAAUGUGGGUCCAGUGGUUGCAGGGGUGAUUGGGGCACGGCGACCUCAGUAUGAUAUCUGGGGGAACACAGUCAACGUGGCAAGCAGGAUGGACAGCACUGGAGUACCGGGGAAGAUACAGGUGACCGAAGAGGUGUAUCGCCUGCUGAAUACCAACUAUGACCUGGUGUGCCGCGGCAAAGUCAGUGUCAAGGGUAAAGGUGAGAUGCUGACCUACUUCCUGGAAGGGAAAGUUCAGGGUGUGGGCACUGUGACCACUUCUUCGGUGAUGCGUUCCGCCAGCCUGGCGCGCCGGAUCCACUCCUGUGGCAAGACGAGUGUGCCGACCAAUCUGGGAAGUGUCUCCUCCGCCGCCAGCCUGACUGCUUUUGCCAGCAUGGGCAGCAACAUGCAGAUGAACACCGCCAACAGCAGCAACAACCAAGCAACAUGCCUGCCCUCUCCCUGCGUGCCCGCAGUGGGCGAGGAGGACGAGGAGGACUUAGAUGUGACGGAGAUUAAGAUCGAGGGUGUGGCAGCUGUUGCAGACGCAGCGGUGUAGAAAGAAAGACAAGACUGGAAAGUUCAACUUCAAUUAAAAAAGGAAAGAAAACCCUGGUUGGAGGCCUAAGGAAGACAGGGCUGUCCAGGUAUUUCCUAUAAAAUCUUGAGCUACUGGCACAACCCAGAAUAUGCUCAAUCAGGAGACGAACAUACAGAGAAAUGACACAUGGUGACAAGGACAAUCACACUCGAUUUAGGGAUUUUUCCUGCUUGCCACUCCUGGAAGACAAAUGUGGAAUAAAGAAGAGAGAAACCCAUGAUCUGAAAUCCUCUUUUAACAUGUCUAUACCAGAUGAUUAGAUUUGUGGUGUCCCUGGGUUCCCUCAGAUCCAGAUAUAAUGUGCAUCUUUGUUUUAUAUAUAGUACAUAUUCCAUGUACAAGGGAUAUGUGCAUUGUUAUCCAGAAAAAGACUGAUCAUGCUAUUGCUUUUGCACUGUCUUUCUGAUUAUGCCAAGGAUACAUUGCAUUAUUUACAGUGUAAAAUGGUGUUGUUUCUUUUCGGUGUAUGUAAGCAUGCAUGUGUGUACUUGUGGGUGUGUGUAUGCAUGUGUGGUUAAUUCUGAAUUGUAACGAAACAGCACAAAAUACUUUUUUAUACUCGGAGCUCACAGGAGGAAAUUGGCUUUUUUUUAGACAUAUUUACAGUUGAUAGUGCAUGACUUUUUAAGAGUUGAUAGCCAUAGUAACGGUACUCCUGUUGAAAGAAAACCAAAGUAUUGAGCUUUCCAUAGAUCUUUAGUUUUACUGCUUAUAUUGCCUCACCACACAAGAGAGAAGAGAAAAUGUUGCAGUAGGUUGAACAUACUUGGCAUAUGGGAGCCACAUCAUCGGUAGACUUAAAAAGUGUCUUUUUGAACCCCCAGAGAGACAAAAUAAGGGUUCCUGAAUACCUUCUUACAUGUGUACGAUCAACAUCACAUGAAGAACCAAUACACCCACAUGUAUGGUUCAAACAUACAUGUAGGCAUCCAUUAAGGCAUUCUUCCGCACAGAAGACAGCACAUACAUUACUUAAGCACAUACAAUAAGCAGACAACCUUUAGCCUAAGCCUUUCAAAUUCUCCAUGUACAUUGACACAUUUUCUCAAGGCCACAGAAACUUUGGUGCAGUGUCUGGCUACUGUCGUCUAUCAGGCAUACGUUGCUAUACUCCAGCUUCUUUUUGCUAUAUAUUUAAGCUACAUUAUGAGUUUUUCCUCAAAAUGAGUUGUCCUCAUAAUGUAUGAGCUUUAGCACGUCUUUCAGAUGCAGUCUCAGACAUGUGAGGCGCUUAAGAUAUCUUUAUAGCCUAUAUCUUUAUCAUCAUAGAACGUUCACUUGAUCUGCAAAAGUGUAAAUACAUCUUGUUUCAAGUUUUUGCCUUACUCAAGCUUACAGUGAUUGCAACCUGCCUUUUUAGAUAUAUUCACUUUGAUAUGCAGAUCAUACUUUUUGUAAAUAGCCAAAAGCUGUAAACUAUGUUGUAUCUUGUACAGUGUAAAGUUGGGUUAUUGAAUAUUUUGUAAUAAAGACGAUAUUGGUGUAUAAAAUAUUAAA